This is a messenger RNA of Pyrus x bretschneideri (Chinese white pear), 1978 nucleotides long. Its product is annotated as ethylene-responsive transcription factor RAP2-7. The coding region runs from base 209 to 1648 and encodes 479 amino acids. The record is from RefSeq and is a predicted model, not a curated record. Gene Ontology annotation, molecular function: DNA binding; DNA-binding transcription factor activity. The transcript has 10 exons. Gene Ontology annotation, biological process: regulation of DNA-templated transcription. Lineage: Eukaryota; Viridiplantae; Streptophyta; Magnoliopsida; Rosales; Rosaceae.
UUGCUUUGCUUUCUCCCGCGAUCGCCGACGCACCGUCUAGUCUAUGUAUAUUUCACGUUUGAGCUCCGUUCGUGUGCUUCUCGGUGUAUUGUAGUGGUGUCUGAUUCGGUUGAUCACCGCCGUCCGGCUAGAUCCGGUGAUCGACGGUCAUCUGAGUGGGGAGAGCUGAAAGUGUAGGAGCCGGAGCUGAAUUUGGAAAAAAGGAGCUAUGUUGGAUCUUAAUCUGAACGUUGUCGUUUCGGGGCAAAACGACGUCCAAUCGUGCGGCACCCAAAUGGACGAGUCGGGGACGUCCAACUCGUCCGUUGUCAAUGCCGACGCGUCCAGCACCAACGACGACUCGUGCUCCGCACGCGCCGCCAGAAAUGACGCCGUCACGAUCUUCAACUUCGGUAUUCUCAAGGUCAGGGACGGAGAAGAAGAGGAAGACGACGACGUCGUCGUGACCAAGGAACUGUUUCCGGUCACUGGAGGCUUGAACAAUUGGCCAGGGCAGGGGGAGUCCUCUUCAUCAUCGCCGUUGGUGAGGAAGAAUCUGAUGGAGCUUGGGUUCACUCGUGGCAGCGCCGGAGAGGUCAGGUUGGUUCAACAGAAGCAACCACCACAACCAGCUGCGCCGCCGCCGCAGCAGCAGGCGAAGAAGAGCAGGAGAGGACCCAGGUCUCGGAGCUCUCAGUACAGAGGGGUCACCUUCUACAGAAGAACUGGUAGAUGGGAAUCGCACAUUUGGGACUGUGGGAAACAAGUGUAUUUGGGUGGAUUUGACACUGCUCAUGCUGCGGCUAGAGCCUACGACCGCGCUGCGAUUAAGUUCAGAGGAGUUGAUGCUGAUAUCAAUUACAACCUCAGUGAUUAUGAGGAUGAUCUGAAACAGAUGAAGAAUUUGACUAAGGAAGAAUUCGUGCACAUACUGCGUCGGCAGAGUACUGGCUUCUCGAGGGGCAGCUCCAGAUAUAGAGGGGUUACACUCCACAAAUGUGGUCGAUGGGAAGCUCGAAUGGGACAGUUCCUCGGAAAAAAGUAUAUAUAUCUUGGGCUAUUCGACAGCGAAGUAGAAGCUGCAAGGGCUUAUGACAAGACAGCAAUCAAAUAUAAUGGAAGGGAAGCGGUCACCAACUUUGAGCCAAGCACAUAUGAAGGGAAGAUGAUGUCUGAGGCUGGUAAUGAAGAUGGCAAUCACAAUCUUGAUCUAAAUUUGGGGAUAUCUCCCCCCUCAUUUGGCACGGGUCAAAAGGAAGGCGAAGGGCGACUUCAGUUCCACUCUGGCCCUUUUGACGUGCACAAUGGAAAAAGGAUGGAGCACAAUGUGAACUUAACGAUGAGUGAUCCACCUUUUAAAGGGCUAGUAAUGACAUCAGAUCACCAUCCACCAUUGUGGAACGGUGUAUAUCCUAGUUAUUUUUCCAAUCAGGAAAACGCAACAGAGAAGAGCCUUGCAUUAGGAUCUCAAGGACACCCCAACUGGGCUUGGCAAAUGCAUGGACAGGUUACCCCAAUGCCACUGUUCUCUACUGCAGCAUCAUCAGGAUUCUCAUUUUCAGCUAACGCUCCAGCCGCUGCUGUCCACCCCUUACAACCGCCAAACCCAACAGCCCUCAAUCUCUGUUUUACUUCACCAGCCGCGGCCACCACUCGCACAUCUCAAUGAAGCACCACCAAGCGAAAGCCGCGGCAGACUUUCCCUCCGAAUUCAGAAACCAACCAUACCAACGGUGGCCUUCGGAUUCUUUGUAUGAUCCAAAUAUAGAUUGAUACAUACACUGCAACUCGAUUUCGGACUCCUUUUCCUGUCGUUACCACACUCGGUUGGACAUAUCAGUACUGUUUUGUCGAUUUGUAUUUAUUCUCAAGAAAUAUUUGUAACUAACUUGAGCUCUCAUGUAAGAGCAUCAAGUGGAUAAGGUGGGAUCUCAUCUAUCUAAAACUACUUUUGUUCAGAAAGAAAUUGUUAAUAGUCAGCUCUUUUAAGGUUGUUUUA